AUGGUGGACUACCUGGCAAACACGGAGAUCAACAGCCAGCGCAUCGCGGCUGUCGAGAGCUGCUUCGGUGCAUCAGGGCAGCCACUGGCCCUGCCGGGCCGAGUACUGCUGGGUGAAGGAGUGCUGACCAAGGAGUGCCGCAAGAAGGCCAAACCGCGCAUCUUCUUCCUCUUCAACGACAUCCUGGUGUACGGCAGCAUCGUGCUGAACAAGCGCAAGUACCGUAGCCAGCACAUCAUUCCGCUGGAGGAGGUGACCCUGGAGACGCUGCCGGAGACGCUGCAGGCCAAGAACCGCUGGAUGAUCAAGACGGCCAAGAAGUCCUUCGUGGUGUCAGCUGCCUCCGCCACGGAACGCCAGGAGUGGAUCAGCCACAUUGAGGAGUGCGUGCGGCGGCAGCUGCUGGCCACGGGCCUGCAGCCCAGCACGGAGCACGCGGCGCCCUGGAUCCCCGACAAGGCCACAGACAUCUGCAUGCGCUGCACGCAGACGCGCUUCUCGGCGCUCACUCGGCGGCACCACUGCCGCAAAUGCGGCUUCGUGGUCUGUGCCGAGUGCUCCCGCGAGCGCUUCCUCCUGCCGCGCCUCUCGCCCAAGCCCUUGCGCGUCUGCAGCCUCUGCUUCCGCGAGCUGGCCGCCCAGCAGCAGAAGGAGGACGUGGAGGAGCAGGGCCUCGGGUCCCCCGGGCCGUCGGCCUACCUGGCUGGGGCCGUCUGCGGGGCGUCCAGUGGAGACGACGAUGACUCAGACGAGGACAGGGAGGGCAGUGGGGAUGCGGACUGGCCCAGCCGCGUGGAGUUCUACGCCUCGGGCGUGUCCUGGUCAUCCUUCCACAGCUGA
Molecule: messenger RNA, 840 nt
Organism: Rangifer tarandus platyrhynchus (Svalbard reindeer)
Lineage: Eukaryota; Metazoa; Chordata; Mammalia; Artiodactyla; Cervidae
Source: the annotation of a GenBank genome assembly